AUGUCAGACAACGAGGAUCUUUAUUGCAAUCCACAGUCUAAUGUGUUCUUACAAACCCAAAAGCAAAAUAAACCUCCAAAAAAGUUAAAUGAAAAGAAGAGAUUAUUUGGAAAAAAACCAGCUCCACAACCAGGAAGUAAAGCAGAGAAACCUCGACCAGCUAUUCCAGUCUCUGCAAAUCAACAGCUAGGAGAUCUUUUCAAAGGUGGCCUCACCAGACCAUCGGAACUUAGAAAAACAACAAUUCCAAGGAGAGAAGCCGACUCUUUUAAUGAAAAGGUGGAGAGCCCAGUGAUAGAUUUCAGAGCACAUCUGAAAGCAGUAGCGUCCCCUAUCAAAACUGACGCUGAAAAUAGGAGUUCUGUAACCAGCGACACAGAUUUACUUCCACCACUUCCUUCUGGCCUGGAUAACAAUGAAGAGAUCAGCAAUGAACAGCCGGAUAUAAAAUCACCCCCAGUUCCUAAGAGAAGUUCAAAACUUUCCAUCCGUAAUAGGCCAGUGCCAGUGCCAGUGCCUACUCCAAAUAAUUGUUUGUCAAGUUCUCAGUCUGAAAAUGAUCCUCUACAAAUUGAAAAACCACAAAAUGAAGCUAAUUCUGCAGAAUCUUCCAAUCCACCGGACGAAUUUCCAGAAAUAUUUCCGGACCCUCCUCUAGUCAGAGAUGAGGUUGUGAUUCCUCGUCCAAAACGUAGACUUCUACAAAAGCCUUCAAAGGCGCCAGUAAUACCUCUCAGUACGUUCCCAGUGAAUAUUAGCAUAAAGGCAGAUACUUUUCCAGACUAUAUUCCUGAAGAUGCGUAUCCUGAUGGAGAUUGCGAGGAAAUGUACACUGAGAAUGACUUACCGUUCCCUGAAGAUGCAUAUCCUGAUGGAGAUUGUGAGGAAAUGUACACCGAGAAUGACAUACCGUUCCCUGAAGAUGUGUAUCCUGAUGGAGAUUGCGAUGAAAUGUUCACUGAAGACGACUUACCACCUCCAACAUCACCAUCACUAUCACCUCUUUAUGAUGCUCCUAAAACACUACUUUUUCCUCGUCCACCCGAUCAACAAAUAUUAUGCUCUACAGAAGAACAUAUUGAAGACGAUGAUGAGGCAUUUUAUACUGAUGAAGUUUGCGACUACCCAGCAUUCAAACAAGUUUCACAUUUGAAAGAAGUUGAGCCACCACGACCUCCAGUUCCACAGUACGACAAUAAUGAGGAAGACGAAGAGGAUAUCUACGAGGAUGCAGAGUUCCCAUUGAUUCAGGAAUCCUGUCCAGUUGGUGAUUACAAUCCUGAACUUGAGGAAUGUGAAGAUAUAUAUGAUGAUAUUGGAAGCUGCAAUGUGCCUAGAUUUGAAUCUCCAACUCCAGUGAGAGCCCAGCCCUCACCCAUGGUUGCUCGUCAGAACUCUGGUCCUCCCUCGUUAGUUCCUCCUCCAUCUCUUCCACCUCCUCCUCAACUUCCUGUGUCUGCUCCACCGCCUCCUGCUCCUGCCACCAAACAGAAACAAAAGGGUGGAUUCUUUGGAAUAUUCAAGAAAAGUAAGAAGAAACCAUCAGAUGACUCACACGAUACUUUGGAUCUUUCAGUGAAUGAGAACCCAGCCGAAGAGGCCCAGCCGAGUAAACAGCCAUUGCAUGAAUAUGAGGAUGACGAGUUGUAUAUUGAUGGGGAGGGUUGUGAAUAUUCUGAUGAUGACGAUGAGCCUAUUUAUGAGGAUCAGUAA
Bolinopsis microptera is the source of this 1713-nucleotide messenger RNA. RefSeq lists its product as uncharacterized. The record is from RefSeq and is a predicted model, not a curated record. NCBI's taxonomy places the organism in Eukaryota, Metazoa, Ctenophora, Tentaculata, Lobata, Bolinopsidae. The transcript has a single exon. Bases 1 to 1713 code for a protein of 570 amino acids.